Messenger RNA from Ilex paraguariensis (yerba mate), 231 nucleotides. NCBI's taxonomy places the organism in Eukaryota, Viridiplantae, Streptophyta, Magnoliopsida, Aquifoliales, Aquifoliaceae. The record is from the annotation of a GenBank genome assembly.
GUAUUGAUAGAUUCAUCACAGAUCUUGUGUAAAGACCAGAGCCAAGGGAUGAUUGCAAUCCCGGUUCUUGAAUUUGAUGGCCUGUCUGAGAAGCAAGGCCCUGGCUCAAAAAAGGAUAAAAAUGAACACGAAUCAUCCAGAGAAAACCAAGCCAUUGUGAGUUCAGCAUUAAAGCCAAAGGGGCGAUUUCGAAAGAGGAAGGGUGUCCCUCGCAAGGCUCCUUUCAGUUAG